Messenger RNA from Gambusia affinis (western mosquitofish), 2528 nucleotides. Its product is annotated as tripartite motif-containing protein 16-like. The coding region runs from base 114 to 1799 and encodes 561 amino acids. The transcript is spliced from 8 exons. Gene Ontology annotation, molecular function: zinc ion binding; protein binding. Lineage: Eukaryota; Metazoa; Chordata; Actinopteri; Cyprinodontiformes; Poeciliidae. The record is from RefSeq and is a predicted model, not a curated record.
UGUUUCUACGGCCCUGCGGAGGAGACUGCGGUUCAUUCGCUGACAAAAGUGGCUGCUGACGUUCACAGCGUAGCCUUCAAAAGUCGGACAGUGUUGCCAUCGUUUUUAGCUGAAUGGCCGGUAAGGAGGACGAUCUGCAGGACAGCCGGUAUGAAGUCAGUCUGGACCGUCAGCAGUUCUGCUGCUCGGUCUGUCUGGGUCUGCUGAAGGAACCCGUCACCGUCCACUGCGGACACAGUUACUGCCGAGGCUGCAUCGAGAGCUGCUGGGACAGGCAGGGUGAGGGGGGGGAAUACAGCUGCCCCCAGUGCAGGGAGACCUUCCAUCCCAGGCCUGUCCUGAAGAGAAACAACAUGCUGGCUGAGGUUGUGGAGAGGCUGAGGAUGAGUUAUCCCCAACCGCCGCCUCCGUCUCUGACCCUGGCCGCCCCGCCAGACGUCGCCUGCGACUUUUGCAGCCUCGGACGAAACAGAGCCACCAAGUCCUGCUUGACGUGCUUGGCGUCUUACUGCGACGAACAUGCUGAGCCUCACUACACCGUCCCCGUGUUGCAGAAGCAUGAACUGAUCUCAGCUACGGUGCCAGUAGGGGACAAGGUGUGCGCCGAGCAUCGGAAGUUGUUGGAUCUCUGCUGCCAGACGGACGGGCAGCUCAUCUGCACCGAGUGCACGGUGGACAAACAUAAAGGUCACAAGUUUGUGUCUGUUUUGGAGCUAAAGGAGACAACGAAGGAGCGGCUGGAGAAACUUCGAAAGCAAGUGCAAGAGAAAGUCCAGCAAAGAGAAGAAGAGCUGGAGACGAUCAUACAAGCAGAGAAAAAUGUUAAGAGCAGCGCCCAGACCUCCAAGGCAGGCUGCGCCGAGGCGUUCUCCGAGCUGAUCUCGUCCGUGCAGAACAGGCGCAGUAAGCUGGAGCAGCUGAUCGAGGCCCAGGAGAGGAGCGCCCUCGCUCAGGCCGGGCAGCUGAAGCAGCAGCUGGAGAAGGAGCUCGGCGAGCUGAGAGGGAGGGACGCUCAACUGCUGCGGCUUUCAAGCAGCGGUGACGUCGUCCCCCUGACACAGCUUAACUCCAUUUCCGUUGCAUUUCAAGACUUUGCGCCGGGUGUCGGUCCGCCACGUUCUUUCACAGACGUGACUGCCUGUGUGACUGAGCUGAAAGCUAAAGCAGACGUUUUGCUGAAGGAGUCGUGGCGCAAGAUCUCAACUACGGUCUCUUACGUUGACUUCUCCCUUCCGCCUGCACCCAACAGCAGAGAGGAGUUUCUGCGUUAUUGGCGUCCCCUCACCCUGGAUGACACGUCAAACUACCCUAACCUCAUCCUGAUGGACGACAACCGUAUAUUGAGGCCUUCACCCAUCUCCUCUCCUUCUCAUCCAAACAGAUUUAUAAAGUUCCCACAGGUCCUCUGCAAAGAGGCUUUAACAGAGCAGUGUUACUGGGAGGUGGAGUGGCACGCGCGCACCCUCUCUGCGGCCGUAGCUUACCGAAACGCCAACCGAACGUCGGACGAGUCAGAGUUUGGGAGAAACGACAAGUCUUGGGCUCUAGAGUGCUCAGGAGACACCCUGAGGUUUCGACACAAUGACGUCAAUGUGAAAGUAGCAGGCUCUUGCUCCAAAAAGAUCGGCGUGUUCCUGGAUUACCAGGCAGGAAUUCUGAGUUUUUAUCAAGCUUCCGACCAAAUGCUGCAAAUCUUUGAAGUCCGGACCACGUUCACUGAGCCUCUUCAUCCUGGUAUUGGUUUGGACUAUAAGUGGUAUGAUACUGGAGUAUUUGGACAGCUGGCCAAAUUGAAUUAGAACAAGGACAUGAACUAGUAUAGAAAUAGAACCACCUUAAUAACAAUCCUGACAGCGUUUGUGAGUAGCGGUUUGCAGGUGUGGCAAAAAUAAUUCCGUGUAAUUUCUGUCAAGAACUUGGAAAGCCUCCAAAGCUACAGGUGAAACAGGAGGAGUAAUUAAACUCUGUGGUGGAGGGAAAAUACGAGGAAGUACUUUCACUUGGUCUGAUGUGUUCUGAAUUCGCCAACAUUUCCUCCAUUCUUUCAUCCAUUCAUUCUUGCAAAAUCCAUCGGCAUCAAUUUGUCACAAGAGAAGAAUCAGCAUGUAAAAUUUGAUCUUGGGGAAAUAAACAUAUUUUUUCAUCAAGUUUGAAGGUGUUAUGUAAUCAUGAUUAUUGGUAAUGUAUUGAAGUGUUGUUAUCAGAAACUUAAUAACAUUCAUCUGUCUGAGGGGAAAGUGACAGAGUAAGACAAGGUAGAAGCAAACAUUACUUGUUCACAUCAGCCCAGAUAUUUAAGGGUUAUUGCGUCAACCAGAGUUUGGCAGCUAAAAAUUUAAAUUCGGUGAAUAUAAAGUGUUAACAACUAAAGUCGGUUCCCUGGUUCUGUACUGUGGCUGUUAUUGAUAAGGUGCAUUUUCAGCUACUAAGGAGAGAUGAGAGAGAAAGAUAAAUCACUGAAUAGCCCUCUGAAAGAUGUGUCCCUCUCACUAGUGGAGGCCCCAAAGAGUGUAUAUAUGCAGAUAUAU